AUGGCACAAGAAAAACUGAACCCUCCCAGCACCACUGGUGCCGUAUCUUUAAGAGAGCGUCUACAUCACUUCACCUGGGCAUGGUUUACGCUCACCAUGAGCACUGGUGGUAUUGCACUCUUGUUUGCAGUUACCCCCCACACGUUUCGUGGCUUGACGACGAUUGGGACUAUUAUUUUCAUAUUGGAUUUGGUCCUCUUUGUCCUUCUCUCAGCUUUCAUCCUCGCUCGCUUCAUCAUGUUCCCUGGCACCUUCACCCAGUCUGUGUAUCAUCCAACAGAAUCUCUCUUCAUUCCAACCUUCUUCAUCACCAUAUCAACCAUCAUAUCAUGCAUACAAAAGUAUGGCUAUCCCUCCACUGGCCCCUGGCUUGUUGUGACCCUUAGGAUCCUUUUCUGGAUGUAUGUGGCGAUUACCUUCACCACCGCAGUCCUCCAGUAUCAUCUCCUCUUCACAGGCAGACCUUUAACACUACAGUCCAUGACGCCUGCGUGGAUUCUGCCUGUCUUUCCAGUCAUGCUAUCUGGAGUUGUCGCUUCCGUAAUAUCAGGAUCUCAGCCCCCACAUCAUGCAAUCCCCAUCCUCAUAGCUGGAACUACCUUCCAAGGCCUUGGGCUAUUGAUCUCUGUAUUCAUGUACAGCAAUUACGUCGGCAGGCUGAUGUCGAAUGGCUUGCCGUCCCCUAAUACUCGACCCGGAAUGUUCAUCUCAGUCGGCCCGCCGUCAUUUACGGGCCUGGCGUUCAUAGGCAUGGCGAAUGCUGCGAUCGAGGUAUUUCCGCAUACGUUUGUUCUGGGGACCGUUGCGGUACCGACAGCUCAAGUAUUAAAGAUUGUGGCUGUAUUCCUGGCCAUUGUUCUCUGGUCCCUUUCGCUGUUCUUUUUCUGCAUAUCGUUACUCGCUACUCUCGAUGGGAUAAAACAGAUGAGUUUCCAUCUCACUUGGUGGUCGUUCGUUUUCCCAAACACUGGGUUCAUUAUUGCGAUGAUUGAAAUCGGGACCGCCAUCGAUAGCCAAGCCAUCUUGUGGAUCUCGAGCGUGGCAACGGUGCUGCAGGUCGUCAUGUGGUUGCUUGUUUUUGUAGCACAUGCGCGCGCUGUGGCAAAGAAGCAGGUCCUCUGGCCUGGAAAGGACGAAGACCAUGACUGCUAA
Messenger RNA from Letharia columbiana, 1152 nucleotides. RefSeq lists its product as uncharacterized. The record is from RefSeq and is a predicted model, not a curated record. Gene Ontology annotation, molecular function: malate transmembrane transporter activity. Gene Ontology annotation, biological process: malate transmembrane transport. The transcript is spliced from 5 exons. Lineage: Eukaryota; Fungi; Ascomycota; Lecanoromycetes; Lecanorales; Parmeliaceae. The coding region runs from base 1 to 1152 and encodes 383 amino acids. Gene Ontology annotation, cellular component: membrane.